Messenger RNA from Dinoponera quadriceps, 933 nucleotides. RefSeq lists its product as uncharacterized. The coding region runs from base 142 to 822 and encodes 226 amino acids. Lineage: Eukaryota; Metazoa; Arthropoda; Insecta; Hymenoptera; Formicidae. The transcript is spliced from 5 exons. The record is from RefSeq and is a predicted model, not a curated record.
CUCAAGUAGUAUAACUCAAGGGCUGGUCAGACGUACUUUCCAAGUUUCGUCAGUGUUGUUUUCCCAACAAUCGCAGUUAUAUUGUACGAAUGUCAAAAUACGCGUGAUUGAAAAUUUCUAACGACUAUAUAAAAUUGUACGAUGUCGUGUCAAUUGCACAAGGCACUUCAGCGUUAUUACAAACGGUUACAUAGUUUCUACGACGAAUGGUUGAUUAUUGGCAAGAAAAUCGAGAUAUCACUCACUGCGUUGAAUGAUCAAAGUGAAACACUUCAACUUAUUAGUGAUGAUGCAGACUACAACGAUGCCGAGAUCAGUGAGGAACUGCAGCAUAGAAUAAGAUUUAACAUUCUUAUGGUUCUUGACGAAGAGCAGGAUCAUCUCUUUAAGAUUAUGGUACAAUUCAACCGUGUUAUUCAGGAAUUGGCCAAUCUUUUGCAAAACGUGAUACGAGCUAGGAGCAAGGUAUUUGUGAGAGAUAAUGAUGAAGAAAUGAAACUACUGAUCAACGGAUCAUAUUGUCGACCGAAACUUGAUUUACUGAUGGAGUGGGCCAUCAAAUCCUUCGAAUAUUUUAACAAUCUAUACUAUUGUAUAAAUAAUGAGAUAAAAUUACUCGGUUACGACAAGAUGAAGAAUACAGAUAAGGUGCUUGCUGCUAUUAAGAAGGCCAAUGAAGGGAGAAUAGCUAUAAACAAAAUACUAGCUCAUACCCAAUACAUGAUUGACGAGCAAUUCCCUAAUGUAAAACAUAAAAAUACAGGAUUACAAAAGAUCCCAGAUCCAACAUUAUCGCAGAGUGGCACAGAACGGCGGAGCUAGACGUGGAUUUCUCUAUCGUUGUGCGUUUUUUAUAUUAUUGCUUUUGAAUCAUAACAUCUCUCGUGUGUGCGGGAGAUACGACUGUUUCUGUAAUAAAUGUUAUUUAUUAUA